AUGCCCGAAGAUAUACUGCGUGAGGUUUCAGAGACCCGCGGAUUCUCAGAGAUCAUCGCUAGUCAUCACGAUCCCAAGGGCGAACUCAACUGGAGAAACGGUUCUUGGAUGCAGUACUACAACCGCGCUUUACAGUACGGUACUGUCAUCAAGCUUGUCGGUGUCGCCAGCUCGCUUGAGGACAAUUUUGCGCUUGCAGAGUUCAAGAGUUGGGCAAACACUGCGCAUCCCGUGCCUUUAAUCGCCAUUAACAUGGGCGAGCAUGGUAAGCUGAGCAGAAUACUGAACGGCUUCAUGACGCCUGUAUCGCAUCCUCUUCUCCCUUCUGCUACCGCUCCGGGCCAGCUAUCAGCAGCUGAUAUCCGUCGUGGCUUGUCGCUCAUGGGUGAGGUUCCAACGCAGAAAUUCUUCAUCUUCGGUUCGCCGAUAUCACAGAGUCCCAGCCCACGUCUACAUAACAGACUUUUCCGCGAAACUGGACUUCCGCACGUUUACGGCCGCCACGAAACAACCGAUGCAAGUUCGAUUAAGGAAAUUAUCCGCUCGCCAGAGUUUGGUGGUGCCAGUGUUACGAUUCCACUGAAACAAGACGUUGUGCCUCUACUUGACGGAUUAGGCCCAGAAGUUGAAGUGAUCGGCGCACUAAACACCAUCGUCCCCGAGACCUCCAUCGACGAAACCACUGGAAAGGAAGUAAUGCGUCUCAUCGGCCGCAACACCGACUACCUCGGCAUGGUGCUCAUCCUCCGCAAAGCAGGCGCUCAAGGCAGCGGAUCCGCCCUCGUCAUCGGUGGCGGCGGUACCAGCCGCGCAGCCAUCUACGCCUUGAAGGAGAUGGGUUACGGACCAAUUUAUCUUCUCGGCCGCAACCCAUCAAAGAUGGAAACCCUAAAGAACGCGUUCCCGGCAGAGUACAACCUCCAGGUUCUAACUUCCCCCGCCGACGUCGAAGCCCUCCCGGCUAGCCCGCAAGUAGCCAUCGGCACCAUCCCCGCCGACCAACCCAUCGACAUUGCCAUCCGCGAGACACUCUGCACGCUGUUUGAAAAGGGCAAGGCUUCUGUGCGUGAUCUCGAGGGUACGGAGAGGAUUCUGCUCGAGAUGGCAUAUAAACCGCCUGUUACGGCGCUUAUCCAGCUGGCUAUGGAUAAUGGGUGGAAGACGGUGAAUGGGUUGGAGGUGUUGGUUGGACAGGGGGUGCAUCAGUUUGAGUAUUGGACGGGUGUGAGACCGCUUUAUGAGGUGGCUAGGGAUGCGGUUAUUAAUCAGACGGAUUAG
This is a messenger RNA of Pyrenophora tritici-repentis Pt-1C-BFP, 1278 nucleotides long. RefSeq names its product AroA, 5-enolpyruvylshikimate-3-phosphate synthase. Gene Ontology annotation, biological process: chorismate biosynthetic process; aromatic amino acid biosynthetic process. Gene Ontology annotation, cellular component: cytoplasm. The record is from RefSeq and is a predicted model, not a curated record. Lineage: Eukaryota; Fungi; Ascomycota; Dothideomycetes; Pleosporales; Pleosporaceae. Gene Ontology annotation, molecular function: shikimate 3-dehydrogenase (NADP+) activity; 3-dehydroquinate dehydratase activity; 3-phosphoshikimate 1-carboxyvinyltransferase activity.